CUCCCAGCCUCCUCCCCCUGACCCCCCGCAGGCUUUAGCUGAGCCAAGAGGCAGGCCGGGCUACGGAGCCACAGAGCGGCUAAACAGGUGGUCUUGAAACCGAAGGCUCUCCAAACAACACACAACAAUGUCGUCCGGGGGGGAAGACCACCACUUCGGGCUCUAGCGGCGGGUCUUCUCGAGGGCUGUACAGGAAUACGAACCCGGAGGAUUAGAUUCAUGUCCCUGUUGUUCUUUCCGUCGGAGCCCUCCUCCUCCUCGGUGCCACUCCGAUCCCGGGCCACAGAACUCGGAUCCUGAAGCAUGAAAGUGACGGUGUGUUUCGGCCGGACCCGGGUGGUCGUGCCGUGCGGGGAUGGGAACAUUAAGGUCCACACGCUGAUCCAGCAGGCGGUCAUGAGGUACAAGAAGGCGAUCGCCAAGGACGCGGGCUACUGGCUGCAGGUCCACCGGUUGGAGCACGGGGGUGACGGAGGAAUCUUGGACCUGGACGAUGUGCUGUGUGACGUAGCAGACGACAAGGACCGGUUGGUGGCGGUCUACGAGGAGCAGGACCCCCACUCCGGGGGGGACGGGACCAGUGCCAGCUCCACGGGGACCCAGAGCCCGGACCUCUUCGCCCCUGCGCCCCCCGAGCUGAACGGCACCGCCUCCUCCACUGCCUCCUCCUCCGCCUUCACGCCCUACCAGGCCGCCAGCGAGAUCGAGGUCACGCCCUCCGCCCUCAGGACCAACAUGCCACUCCACGUGCGUCGCAGUAGCGACCCGGCCCUGAUGACGCUGAACGGGCCUCUGAAUGGCGUGGAGCCUCGCCCCCCCGCGGAGCAGCAGACCCCGCCCUCCCGACGUAACCCCUCCCGCUGGUCGACCACUGCCGGCUUCAUGAAGCCCCGCCACUCAACCGGCACCAGCAGCCUGGAGCGCAAGGGGAAGGCUACGGACACGUACCGCAGCCUACCGCGCGACGCCGGGACCUAUACCAAUCAGAGGGACUUCCAGAGAGAGACGGCGAGGUCAUCGCUCAGCGCCAACCACCCCAUGGUGGACCGCUGGCUGGAGAGGCAGGACCAGGACGAGGAGUCCACGGAGGAGAACGGCCGGAUCGAGCCGGUCGGGAGCGCAGACUCCUUCCUGGACCAUGCCCCCGUACGGAACAUCGAAGGCAUGGUGCGGCUGGUGGAGGUGACCAACGAUGGCGGCCCCCUGGGGAUCCACGUGGUGCCCUUCAGCUCCAGGGACCGCAGGACCCUGGGCCUGCUGGUGAAGCGCCUGGAGCGGGGGGGCAAGGCGGACCAGCAGGAGCUGUUCGAGGAGAACGACUGCAUCGUGUGCAUCAACAACACGGACUUGCGCAACACGCGCUUCGAACAGGCCCAGAACAUGUUCCGUCAGGCCAUGCGGUCGCCCCUCAUCGUGUUCCACGUGGUUCCGUCUGCGCUGAAGUCGCGGUACGAGGCGAUGUCCCUGGGGGACGGCCGCACGCCGUCGGGCUCCUCGUACGGCUCGGACCGCUUCAGCCCCGACUCGCUGGGCGGGAGCUCCGCCUCCGACCACGGCCCGCCCCCGCGCGUGGGCGUCGCCCGCCACGCCUCACAGACGCACGCCCACUCGCCGCUCCUGGACCACCCCGGGGCGGAGCGGCCGGGGCCCUACCCCCCCGGGGGUGGGUCCGCCACCCUGCCCCACCCCGCCGCCAAGCCCCCCACAGGCCACGCCCCCUCGCCACAGCGCGGGCAAGGCUCCGCCCCUGCCCUCGGCGGCUUCACCAAGAAGGUGGGGAGGAGGCUGAACAUCCUGCUGAAGAAAGGUCCGGAGGGUCUGGGCUUCAGCAUCACAUCGCGGGACGUCCCGAUCGGGGGCUCGGCGCCCAUCUACGUCAAGAACAUCCUGGCCCGGGGGGCCGCCAUCCAAGAUGGCCGCCUGAAGGCGGGGGACCGGCUGAUGGAGGUGAGCGGCGUGGACUUGCAUGGGCGGAGCCAGGAGGAGGUGGUGUCGCUGCUCCGGAACACGCCCAUGGGCGGAGCUGUGAAGCUGCUGGUGCUGAGACAGGAGGACAGCUUCCUGCCACGAGACGCGAACGCCAGCCCCCUGACGCAGAGCACCCGAGACUUGAAGCUGGAGGAGGAGGAGCUGGUCCUGACCCCGGACGGGACCCGGGAGUUCCUGACCUUCGAGAUCCCGCUGAGCGACUCGGGUUCUGCCGGGCUGGGGGUCAGCGUGAAGGGGAACCGCUCCAAGGACAACCACGCCGACCUCGGCAUCUUCGUCAAGUCCAUCAUCAACGGGGGCGCCGCUUGCAAGGACGGCCGGCUGCGGGUCAACGACCAGCUGAUCGCGGUGAACGCCGAGUCCCUACUUGGCAAGACCAACCAGGACGCCAUGGAGACGCUGCGCAAGUCCAUGUCCACCGAGGGCAACAAGAGGGGCAUGAUCCAGCUCAUCAUCGCCCGGCGCGUCCCCAAGCACGGAGAGCUGGACCCCCCCGGCAGUCCGCACGCCUCCCAGCAGGCCUUCAGCUCCUCGCUGGACGACCACGAGCGCCGCAUCUCCCACUCGCUGUACGGGGGCCUGGAGGGUCUGGAUGACAACCUGCUGCCCCGCCCCGGGGGGGCCCUGCCCCGCACCGCCGGUAACUACCAGCUGUCCCCAACCGUCAACAUGCCCCAGGACGACACGGUCAUCAUCGAGGACGACCGGCCCCCCUUGUUCCCCCCCCACCUCUCCGACCAAUCCUCCUCCAGCUCCCACGACGACAUGUGCUUCCCCGCCGAGACGACCCCGCCCUGGGCCAAGGAGCCAGCCAAUCAGAACGAGAGCCCGCUGAGCCCGGGGGAAGAGGAUGGAAGCUUCCAGAGGGAGGGCUUCGGUCGGCAGAGCAUGUCGGAGAAACGCACCAAGCAAUUCGGAGACGCAGCCCAGCUGGACAUCAUCAAGACCAGGAAGUCCAAGAGCAUGGACCUCGUAGCCGACGAGAUUAACCUCACACCACGACCCGACCCCAACGCAGGGUCGUCUCCCCGGGACGUGGGUCCGUCUCUGGGCCUGAAGAAGUCCAGCUCCCUGGAGAGCCUCCAGACCGCCGUGGCCGAGGUGACCCUGAAUGGAGGGGACCACCCCUUCCACAGGCCACGCCCCCGCAUCAUCAGGGGGCGGGGCUGCAACGAGAGCUUCCGCGCCGCCAUCGAUAAAUCGUAUGACCGGCCGACCGCCGCCGCCAACGCUGCCGCCAUCACCACCGAAGAAGAAGAUGAGGGCAUGGACACACUGGAGGAGGACACAGAGGGGAGCUCCCGGUCUGGGCGGGACUCGGUCUCCACGGUAGCAGACCUCACCCCCCUGACCGGGUUGGCCAACGGGUCCGCCUCUUCGGACCGGCCCAGGGAGGAGAAGAGGAAGGACAAGACGCCCACCAAGGAGAAGAAGAGGAGCGAGGGAGGGAAGGAGAAGGACAAGGAGAAGGGCAAGGCCAAGAAGGGCAUGCUGAAGGGCCUGGGGGAGAUGUUCAGGUUCGGGAAGAAUCGGAAGGACGAACGCGUCGGCGACAAGCUGGAGCGGAAAGGCUCGGCCAAGUGGCGGACGGAGGAAUCACAGGCGUCGGAGGAGGAGACGCAGCGCAUGAAGCUGGAGCAGGAGAGGAUCCAGCAGAAGAAGCGGGAGCUGCGAGAGCGUCAGGCGCGGGAGCGGGACUACGCCGAGAUCCUGGACGUAUGCCGGCCCCUGGGCGGUAACCACGGCAACCAGGAGGAGGCAGAGGAGCACCCGUACGCCGGCAUCCCCUCCCCGCCCGCCUCUGACCCCCCGCUGGGCAGCCCCCGCCUCCCCUACCCCCGCCUCCUGCCCCCCCACCCCCAGCACCAGCACCACCACCAGCUCUCAGACUCCACCCUCUACACCCCCGUCAGCAAGGCCCCCAAUGGGAGGCCCCCGUCCGCAGACAGCAACCGACUAGCCCCUAGCAACCACGACCGGAUACAGCGGCUGCGCCAUGAGUUCCAGCAGGCCCAGACGGGACCCGAGGACCCCGACGACCGCCGGCGCACCUACAGCUUCGAGCAGCCCUGGGUCAGCACUGGCAGUCCGGGCCCCGCUAGUCCGGUCCUGGGGGGCCAGGGGGGUCACGGGGGUCCGGGGUCCUACAGCCAGCCCGGGCGCCACUCGGUCUCCGUGGAGGUCCAGAUGCAGAGGCAGCGGCAGGAGGAGAGGGAGGCCUUCGCCCUGGCCCAGCGCCAGUACAGCUCCCUGCCCCGCCAGCCCAGGAAGCCCCCUGUCUCGGUGACCCAGGCGGACUAUCCCCCCCCUCCCGCCGUCAGCGUGGAGGUCACCAAGGACGGCCCCCGCUACUCCAGCUACCAGGUCGCCCGCGGCAACGCCGGAGGGGGCGGAGUCAACGCCCGCGUGCUCCUGGAGGCCCAGGAGCUCCUGCGGCAGGAGCAGCGUCGCCGUGAGCAGGAGGCUAAGGGCAAGCUAGCGCUGGAAGCUAACGCUAACGGCGGCGUGGUUAGCGGCGGCGGCGGCUAUGAGCAGCAGCAGGGCAAGCGGACGCUGGAGAGGAACGCUAACAGCCACGCUAGCGCUAACGGAAACGGUAGCCCUGUUAGCGUUAGCGUUAGCGUCAGCAGCUACGAGCAGCGCUACAGCCCGGCGCCCCUCCUCCACCUUAGGGACCCCGCCUCACCCAAGGGCCCCACGCGGCAGGACGUCCCGCCCUCACCCUCCCAGCUCGCCCGCCUCAACCGCCUGGGCUCCGACCGGGGGCGGCCAUUUUACUCCUGAAGAUCAGGAAGGAGGAAGAAUUAGGGGUGGGACUUCCUGCCCGCUGAAGAGAGAGAGACAGAGAGAGGGAGAGAGAUGCUGUAGCGGUAACCAUAGUCACCGUUCUUAGGAGCCAAUGGGAAGGGUUAGGAUGGAACAGGCUCCGCCCCCCUCUCUCAGGUGGAGCCCCAGGUUGAUUGACAGCUUGCGGGGGGGCUGUGGCCCCUCCCUCUCUAAACAGAGGGUCUGGUCCUCGACAGACACACAGCAGGUGGGCAUGUGAGCCCAGACAACUUUAUUUACAUCGCCCUUUGUCACAAUUACCCCCCCCACACAUGCUUGACUGUGUGUGUCUGUGGGUUUGUCUGUCUGUGUGUGUGUGUGUGUGUGUGUAUGUAUGUGUGUUUGAUGCAGUGUGACAAGCCAAUUGUGUCUUUAUGGAAGCUCAGUGUGUGUGUGUGUGUGUGUGUGUGUGUGUGUGUGUGUGUGUGUGUGUGUGUGUGUGUGUGUGUGUGUGUGUGUGU
Gadus morhua (Atlantic cod) is the source of this 5276-nucleotide messenger RNA. RefSeq names its product par-3 family cell polarity regulator alpha, b (gene pard3ab). Gene Ontology annotation, molecular function: protein binding; phosphatidylinositol binding. The record is from RefSeq and is a predicted model, not a curated record. Gene Ontology annotation, biological process: microtubule cytoskeleton organization; establishment of centrosome localization; intracellular protein localization. NCBI's taxonomy places the organism in Eukaryota, Metazoa, Chordata, Actinopteri, Gadiformes, Gadidae. Gene Ontology annotation, cellular component: adherens junction; apical plasma membrane; cell cortex. The transcript has 25 exons. Bases 304 to 4773 code for a protein of 1489 amino acids.